Molecule: messenger RNA, 367 nt
Organism: Ceratitis capitata (Mediterranean fruit fly)
Lineage: Eukaryota; Metazoa; Arthropoda; Insecta; Diptera; Tephritidae
Exons: 2
Coding region: 39-254 (71 amino acids)
Source: RefSeq, a predicted model, not a curated record
CAGCCACAUUUUAUUCAAAUCCAGUUAAAUAUAACAAAAUGAACAAGUACUUGGUUUGCUUCGCCCUCUUCUUGGCCGUCAUCUGUUGCCUGUCUGCGGUAGAAGCCGCUCCUGCUCCCGAACAGCUGCUCGAUUGGCAAACCGCUAUUCAGAAGAUCAUCGGUGCUUACGAGAGGCGCUACCCUGGACCAUCAAAAGUCUACCCAGCAGAGGUCGCUCAUGUUGUUGAUCCCAAUCACCUCUACCUUAACUAAUUAGUUAAAUUACUUUAGUUGUUGGAUCGCUAUUUUAAUUCAACGACUAUCUAUAGUUGCUGUGUGUUCGAACUUUAAGGCUUAAUGUACCUAAAUAAUGUAAAUUUAAAUUA